CAUAACUAGAAUACCGUUAUCUAACCCAGCUAUAUGAUAUUUCGUCGGCACAUGCCCUGAAGCUAGGCGGACAACUGCACUCCAACCCCCUGUACCGUCCCUGCUCAGGUAAUAUCGAGCUGGCUCACAGAUGUUGUGAUUCCCGAGGAAGUCGCCAUGAUUUAGCCCCACAUGAUCACAGAGGAACCUGCCGUCCUCCCUUCAACCCUCACUUUUCGUCCUUGCUGGUUUUUUAUGUUACACUUGCUGCCAGUCCACUGUCUAUGUAUUUGGUCCAAAGCCUACUUGGCAGAUCUGGAGAUUCGCCCUGUCAUUUGUUGCUGACUACAUUCGCAAGACAGGAGCUGGCCUCCAACCCAUCAUCUGAGACUGAUAUUAUAUAGAUUCUCCCCCUUCAGGUCUGUAGACCGCUGAAACCUCUGUCAUCAAACACCAUGGUAAGGCGAAGUGCAAGAAUCAGACGCAAUGCUGUACCUGUUCAAGGCCAAUGGGAUAUCCUCCCACAUGGGAUGGGCAUUCUCCCUACUUCUGGCAGUCAACCUAUGAAGCAAGCUGGGCCUUUAGAAAAGACUUCGGGAACGAAGUCAGCCAAUAACGAUGAGUUCAAUUCUAUGUCAGGGGAGCCGUGGGAGAAAGUGGACGGCACACUUGCUCAAGAGGAUAAUGACACCAAUGAGUCACAACUUAACAAGAACUCUGCAAUCAUGCGAGAGGGUAGAGCCCAAAUUUUAAUAAACAUAGCCGCGCCUAAAGAACAUGACGAAGCCCACCGGGAGGUUAGAACGCAGUCUCAGUGCCCCGAUGAGACAACUACACUGAGGCGAUCAAAUCGAAUACGUGCACGAGCCCAGGCCACUGAGGGGUGUGAUGAAGGGCAUGAGAUAAAGGAGCCGUUGCCGAAGAAAGCCAAGACGAUACCCAGCGAAGCGAAACUUGAAGCUAAUGCUCUGGAAUCCAGUGACCCGUUGGGCAAGCCUAAACGAACUCCUCGCAAGACGAAAGACAACCCCUACGGAUUAACUCCAGGGAGAAGUCCCUUCCCUGAGUGGCAGGCCCCCAGCGCUGCUCAAUGUGAAGAGGUAUAUUGGCUUCUUGCAAGUAUCCACGGGGAGGUCAAACAACCGGCAACUAUCCCAGCCCCUUCACUCGAAGUUGCGGGCUGCGGAGAGGUCCCCUCUGUCCUUGACGCUCUCCUAAGGACCCUCUUGAGUGGUGCUGUAACCUUCGACGGUGCAGAUAACAUGGUGAAAGCAAUUAUCCGAAAAUAUGGCACUAUCAAUGAUGAGCUUGCAGCAGGCUCGAUCAAUUGGAACAGGAUUCGGCUGUCUACUAUCGAAGAGCUGGGGAAAACGAUUUACAUAGGUGGGCUAGCCAACAGGAAGUCCACUGCCAUCAAAGGCAUCCUUGACAUGGUGUAUCAGGACAACCUACACCGGCGUGAAGCAUACUUGGUGGAGAAAGCAACUGGUGUGUCCGCCAAUGUCUAUGGAGCGUCACAGAAGACUCAAAGCCAGAAGGACCUGGAGAUAUUGAAAACAGACCGAAACAUUCUCUCACUGGAUCACUUACUUGGGUUAUCUGUUGACGAGGCGAUGAAGCAGUUCACAAAGUUUCCCGGAAUUGGCGUGAAGACAGCUGCCUGUGUUAUACUCUUCUGCCUCCAACAACCAUGCUUUGCGGUGGAUACUCAUGUUCACAGGUUCUCACGAUGGCUAGGCUGGACACCACCCAAAGCAGACGAGAACGACACAUUUAGUCAUCUGGAAGUUCGUUGUCCUGACCACCUCAAAUACGGGCUACAUCAACUGUUCAUCCAUCAUGGAAAACAAUGCGGCCGAUGCAAGAUGUCUACAGUAGAGGGAACCAAGGAAUGGGAGACCGUUGUUUGUCCCCUUGAACACUUACUUGUCCGUGGCAAAAGGGUGACGAAGGUCCAGAAGAAACCUAAGAAAAUGGCCAAGGCUAAAGCUAACGGCGAAGGAUUUAACUCUCAGGAAGAUGAUAUUAAGUCAGACAUAUUAGAGGAUGACUCAUCCAUCUUGGGUGCUGAGCAAGAUUGAUUCGACAUAUUGACAUAUA
Xylaria bambusicola is the source of this 2079-nucleotide messenger RNA. RefSeq names its product DNA glycosylase. The coding region runs from base 435 to 2060 and encodes 541 amino acids. The transcript has 2 exons. Gene Ontology annotation, biological process: base-excision repair. Gene Ontology annotation, molecular function: catalytic activity. NCBI's taxonomy places the organism in Eukaryota, Fungi, Ascomycota, Sordariomycetes, Xylariales, Xylariaceae. The record is from RefSeq and is a predicted model, not a curated record.